AUGCAGCUCAUAAUUUUGAUCGCCCUCUUUGGCUACUGUAUAGCCAUGCGUCAACAAUCAGUUGCUGUUACUGGAAAGCUUAUGUGUGGAAACAGACCAGCGUCUGGAGUUAAAGUGAAGCUCUGGGAAGAAGACGACGGUCCUGAUCCCGAUGACCUCCUUGACCAAGGCUACACGAGCGGCCAGGGCACUUUCAAUCUGAAGGGAACGGAGCGUGAACUAACUACCAUCAACCCCGUCUUCAAGGUCUACCACGACUGUGAUGAUGGAGUCAAGCCUGGAAAACGAAAGGUGAAGUUCCGCAUUCCAUCAUCUUACAUCUCGAAUGGACCUAUUGCCAGACGUACAUUCGAUAUCGGAGUGCUCAACUUGGAAACUAUUUUCCCAGAGGAAGAACGCGAUCUUCUCUGA
Molecule: messenger RNA, 411 nt
Organism: Haemonchus placei
Lineage: Eukaryota; Metazoa; Nematoda; Chromadorea; Rhabditida; Trichostrongylidae
Source: the annotation of a GenBank genome assembly